Messenger RNA from Motacilla alba alba, 3572 nucleotides. It is a transcript of the gene GLE1, whose product is annotated as GLE1 RNA export mediator. Bases 109 to 2217 code for a protein of 702 amino acids. The transcript has 16 exons. Gene Ontology annotation, biological process: regulation of translational initiation; poly(A)+ mRNA export from nucleus; regulation of translational termination. Gene Ontology annotation, cellular component: nuclear pore; cytoplasm; nuclear pore cytoplasmic filaments. The record is from RefSeq and is a predicted model, not a curated record. Lineage: Eukaryota; Metazoa; Chordata; Aves; Passeriformes; Motacillidae. Gene Ontology annotation, molecular function: inositol hexakisphosphate binding; translation initiation factor binding; phospholipid binding.
ACGAGGCGCAUGCGGCCCGCGCGGCCCGGAAGGGGCGGGAUGGCGCCGGCCCGGCCGUGAGGGAGCGCGGGGGCCCUGAGGGAGCCCCUGGGCCGGUGCGGGAUCGCCAUGGAGUCGUGGCAGCUCCGCUUCGACACUCUGGAGGCCCUGCGCCUCUCCAGCAAGGGCCGGCUGAGCUACUGCAGCCACUGGCAGGAGGAUGAGGCUGCCUUGGAAGGAUGUGUGGCUCCCGUUGAGCUCUCCCCGUACUGCGGCUGGGUGCUGGACAGCCUUAGUGGGCAGUUAGCACAGGAAAUCACACCCUCCGGGACUUCAACGCCCAAACAAUCCACUCCACUCCCGAAACGGCCUUCUGCGGAGAGGAUCCCGCCUGGCAGCCACCGGAGCUCUUCACCACCUUCAUCCACAGAGCCCAGUGAGACCAAGGAAAAUGAUCAUCUUAGUCUCCUGGAAAUGAAUCAAGAGGUUGUUCCAGCAGUUCUGUCAUCUAAAGUUGCAAAAGUCGAAGGCUGCAUUCGGUUGUAUGAAGAGAUGCACAGGCUGAAAGCAAAGGAGAGGCUGAGGCAGCGGCAGGAGGAGCAGGAGCAGAUGGUGAGGGCAGCCUAUGCCCAGGCCAGUGAGCAGCUGAAGCGCUUUGAUGAGCUGAGGGAGCUGAAGCGGCAUCAGGAAUUCCAAGAGUUGCAAGAAGUGAUGGAGAAGAGCUCAAAGGAGGCUCAGGGGCAGCAAGAGAAGUUGAAGGAAGAACACCGACAUAGAGCAAAGAUAUUGAACCUAAAAUUGCGUGAGGCAGAGCAGCAGAGGCAGCGCCAGGAAGAGCUGGAACGUUUGCGCAAGGAAGAGGGCCAGGAGAGGCUGCGCCGCCUUUAUUCCAUCCAGGAGGAGCUGCUGCAGCUGAACCAGCAGAUUGAUCCCAACUACAGGCACAAAGACUUGCCCAGAAUCGAUCUGUCUGCGUACAGCAGUCGUGGCAACCAGAUCUGUGGGCUGGUGUCAGGGCUCAUCCGCUCCACGAGCGAGAAAGGGUUCCCAACUCAAGCAGAUGUGGCCAGCACUGAGCGAGCCCUGCAGGAGAUGCGAGGGUUGCUAUCCAGCAUGCAGCAGGAAAUCACUGCUGCUCUAGAAGAGAAGAAGAGGAAAGAUGAAGAGGAAAAGAAGCAAAAGCAGAAAGAGUUAGAGAAAAAAGAGCAGAUGAAGAGUCAGACUCCUGCCCCUGCACAGCAGUCGGGAGAAAAGCAGCAGAAGGAAGGACUUCAGGUUAAAACAGAAGAAAGUAUCAUGCAGUGGUACCGGCAGCUUCAGGAUGCUGCUGAGCAAUGUGUUGCUGCUUUCAGUGAAAUUGGAAACUGCAAAGGCAACACUGAGGUGAAGAAGAUAAAAACAAACUUGCAGAAAGCAGCUACAAUCCCUGUGAGCCAGAUCUCUAGCAUAUCAGGCUCUAAGCUGAGGGAGGUGUUUGACAAGAUCAAUAACCUGCUGUCUGGGAAGCCUGUUCAGACUGAAGGGCAAACCGUGUCGGUGACUCAGCAUCCACAGGGACUGGAGUUUGUUUGCUACAAACUUGCAGAGAAGUUUGUGAGACAUGGGGAAGGAGAAGUAUCUUUUCACCACGAUUCAGCUUUCCCAAUUGCUGUGGUGCUCUCAGGAAUCUGGGAAUUACACCCUCGAGUUGGAGACAUCUUUUUAGCUCAUCUGCACAAAAAGUGCCCAUAUUCUGUGCCAUUUUACCCUGCUCGGAAAGAAGGGACUUCUAUGGAAGAGUAUCAGAGGAUGCUUGGAUAUGAAGUUCAUGAUUCUAAAGUGGAAGAACAAGAUCAUUUUCUUAAAAGGAUGUCAGGAAUGAUUCGUCUCUAUGCUGCCAUCAUUCAGCUCCGCUGGCCUUAUGGAAACAGACAAGGGGCACAUCCUCACGGUCUGAGCUAUGGGUGGCGCUGGCUUGCACAGAUGUUGAAUCUGGAGCCUCUGGCAGAUGUGACAGCUAUGCUGCUUUUGGAUUUCCUGGAAGUGUGUGGCAAUGCUCUGAUGAAGCAGUAUGGGAUUCAGUUCUGGAAAACAAUGUUCUUUAUCCAGAAAUCCUAUAUCCCAAGAAUUGAAGCUGUGACCAGCUCUGGCCAGAUGGGCUGUUUGUCACGUUUGAAGAAUUUCGUGCAGAAAUGUCUACGUGCAGAGGAAAUUCCGUUACCAAAGGGGAUUCUGACACCUUCCUUUUGGAGAACAUAAAUCAGCCUGUAUUUCCUUUCCCCUUAAUGUUUAAUUCAAGAAGAUUUAUUUGUUAGACUUAAAGCUAAUCUUUGCAUUAGAUCUUUUUAAGUUUUUGUAUAAUAAAUUACUGAAAUUUCAAGACUUUUCCUUCAUAUGUUUACUCAUGUGGAAGAUGCUUUAAAUCCAUUGUCCUGAUGGCUCUGGAGGUUAAGGACUCUUGGACUGAAAAAUUGCACAGUGCUGUUUGGCUCGUGGAAGUGAAAAUACCUCACAGCUUUAUGAACUCUUAACAGCGUAAUCAAUCUCAAAAUUACUGCUAGAAAUUUAUUUUUGUAUUUCUUACAUCUUUUAUAAUUCAACUGUAAUUAUGCUGAUGGACUUGUUUGUCUCAACAUCAUCUGAAGUGUGUGGUGAGGCUGGUGAAGGUUGAGCGGUGCUGACACUUGUCUCCCUCGGAUGUAACUUCACUCCAAGACAGGCCUCUGGGUUGGAGGGAGGUAGACUUAACUGCUCCAGAAGGUUUGUGGGGGAAAGAAGAACUCCUGUAACAAUCAAAAUUCUAGGGUUUUUUUUUCUGUUGGAGAAGGGGCAGUCAAGAAAAUCCACAGCUCCUUGAUGAACAGGGAGAUGGGAAAUCUGCUGGAUUUACAGUGAGCUGCCCUUGAACUGUUUUGGUGGCCUCUAAGAUGAGAAAAUUUAUUUCUCAGUUCUACAAGGGAGUUAAUUAUUCUGGCAAUAUACUGUUGCAAGUUGAAAAUGUUAUUUUUACCAGACUGGGGUUGGUUUUUCCUAGAGGCACCACGGUUUGAAGCUGUAGAACAUGGAAUUGAGGUUCUCAUAUGAGAAUAUUAAUUUGAUUUUCUAUAUAGUUCUUGAGAUUGCUUAGAAGAGGUUGUAAUAUGCUUUGGAAUUCAGGCCUGUGAAACCCUUAACAUUGUCUUUAAAAUGGUCUAGCACCUAAGUUAAAUUUGUAUUUGGUUUAUGUAUUUUGUAAACUGACUCUGGAAUACUUUAGACUACUGUUACCUUGUGAUUGUUCUGGGAAAUUGGAAGUAUCCUCCUGGCGUCCUUUUUGCCAGAUAACUCUGAAGCAAUGCAGCUUUUAUUAGUAUACUUGAAAAUGCACACGAUUUUUUGAUACUGAGUGGAGAUGUUUUAAUUAUAUAUUGCAUAUUUCAUAAUUAUGGUGGAGAUUCACCUUGCCAAGACAGUAAUUGGUCCUGUCUGUUAGAAACAAUUGUCUGCCUGUGCCAAACCCAAGGAAGAAUUUGAUGAUGUACUUGUGAAAUACAGUACUACUUUUCUUUUGCUGACAGCUACUUGGGGUUUCUAACAUUUGUGGGGUAAAUAAAAGUAUAUAUUUUUAUAAAAAA